AUGUCGACAAAUAUCAUUAAGCUAAAGGAGGAGUUGCACAGCGGGGACCAUGUCGAUGUUCACCAUUCUGAGGUCUUGCCUAAACAGGAUCUCUUAAUGACUGAUGCCAUCGAUGGCGAGAACCGGGAGCAUGAGAUGGGCUUAUGGGAGACGGUUAAGAGCCACCCCUGGGCUUGCUUGUGGGCAUUUACCAUUGCUUUACUAUUGAUAACAGCUAAUGCUAGUCAGGUCAUGGAAUCGUUCGACUUGUUUCUCAACGGUAACUUCGUCGCUCUUCCCGCUUUUCGAAGAACGUACGGUGUCAAAGUGGAUGGCAGUUAUACCAUCCCAACCCGAUGGCAGAGCGCCCUCUCCCAAUCCGGUAAAUGUGGUGCUUUUAUUGGUGUCUUCUUGGCUGGACCGAUCACCGACCGUCUCGGCUACCGCUGGACUACCAUCUUGGCCCUGAUUCUUAUAAACGCCGCGAUUUUCGUUUCUUUCUUUGCCGACUCGCUCGCCGUCCUUGUGGUCGGACAAGCGCUAGAAGGUGUUCCUUGGGGAAUCUUCAUUGCCAACGCCCCUGCCUACGCCAGCGAGAUUGUUCCUCUCGCCCUCCGAGGUGCCUGUACGGCUACUCUGCAAAUGAGCUGGUCUAUCGGUUCGAUUUUGGCCGCGGCCGCUACUUUAGGAUAUAAUAAGCAAGCCGAUCAGUGGGCUUGGCGAGUGCCUCUCGCCUUACAAUGGAUCUUCCCUACGCCCCUUGUGAUCCUUAUUUUUCUUGCCCCCGAAUCUCCAUGGUGGCUUAUCCGUCGCGGACGCAAAAGGGAGGCCCUUCACUCUAUCGAGCGCCUCGGUAGUGAAUCCGCAGAGCAUGCUCAACAAUCGCUUGCCAUGAUGGAGCGGACGAUUGAGAACAGCGCUGAGAUAGACGGUAUCCCGGCUAUCUUCGACCUAUUUAAGGGUACCGAUCUAAGGCGAACAAUUAUCACCUGUUUGAUGUACGCGUCACAGAAUUUCGCUGGUAAUCUGAUUGCUAGCCAGGCAACAUUUUUCUUCGAGCAAGCUGGUAUCUCGUCCGACCGUUCUUUUCAGCUUAAUCUGAUUAACUCAUGUCUUCAAUUCGUUGCUAAUGCGCUCUCUUGGUUCCUUACCGCCUGGUUCGGUCGUCGAACCAUCUAUCUCUGGGGCACAGCCACUAAUAUCACCCUGCUUUUCAUUCUCGGAAUCUGCGCCUCUAUCCCACAAAACAACUCCACCAACUACACCCAGGCCUGUCUGGGCAUCCUCAUCUCCUUCGUCUUCGCCGGUACGCUAGGACCGAUCUCGUACACGAUUAUUUCCGAGACGUCCUCGGUUCGUCUUCGGCCCUUGAGUACCGGCGUCGGCCGUGCCGCCUACUAUAUCGCAGAGAUCCCUAUGAUCUUUCUAGCCUCACAGAUGCUUAACCCGACGGGAUGGGACCUCGCGGGCAAGUGCGGCUACAUCUGGGGAGGUACGGCUUGCGUCUGCUGGAUUAUGGCCUACUUCUUUCUUCCUGAGCUCAAGCAUCGCUCCUACCGUGAAAGUGACAUCUUGUUCAACCGCAGGGUUUCUGCCAGAAAGUUUAAGUCGACCGUUAUUGACAUUCGGGAUAACGAGUAG
This is a messenger RNA of Penicillium cinerascens, 1620 nucleotides long. RefSeq lists its product as uncharacterized. Lineage: Eukaryota; Fungi; Ascomycota; Eurotiomycetes; Eurotiales; Aspergillaceae. Bases 1 to 1620 code for a protein of 539 amino acids. The record is from RefSeq and is a predicted model, not a curated record. The transcript has 5 exons. Gene Ontology annotation, molecular function: carbohydrate:proton symporter activity. Gene Ontology annotation, biological process: transmembrane transport; carbohydrate transport. Gene Ontology annotation, cellular component: membrane.